Messenger RNA from Hippocampus comes (tiger tail seahorse), 668 nucleotides. Its product is annotated as gamma-aminobutyric acid receptor subunit beta-2-like. The coding region runs from base 177 to 644 and encodes 155 amino acids. The record is from RefSeq and is a predicted model, not a curated record. NCBI's taxonomy places the organism in Eukaryota, Metazoa, Chordata, Actinopteri, Syngnathiformes, Syngnathidae. Gene Ontology annotation, biological process: monoatomic ion transmembrane transport. Gene Ontology annotation, cellular component: membrane. The transcript is spliced from 4 exons. Gene Ontology annotation, molecular function: extracellular ligand-gated monoatomic ion channel activity; transmembrane signaling receptor activity.
CAUACAUUUUCUUCCUCCGCAAUGGAAGCUUCUCAUGCACCAUCAGCCGUCUCCGCGCUUUGAUCUCGGCUCGGCAGUGCGCAUGCGCACCUCACUGGCUCCUCUGCACCGUCUCCGGCAAGUUGGAUGUGCGCGCUGCUCACUCGCAUCCCGAAACCGCCUCAAAAACUGUUGAGAUGGGGAGGAUCAGGAAAAACCACUUUGGGAUUUUGACUUUUUCCCUGCUCGUCACUUUUGUCUGGACUCAAAGCGUCAAGGAUCUAAAAGAUCCCAGCAACAUGCCUCUGGUUAAGGAGACGGUGGACAGACUGAUGACUGGAUACGACAUUCGAUUGAGGCCCGAUUUUGGUGGUGCACCAGUGGCCGUGGGCAUGAACAUAGACAUCGCCAGCAUAGACAUGGUGUCCGAAGUCAACAUGGACUACACGUUGACCAUGUACUUCCAGCAAGCGUGGCGGGAUAAGCGGCUCUCCUAUUCCGAGAUCGCCUACAACCUCACUCUGGACAACCGAGUGGCCGACCAGCUGUGGGUCCCGGACACCUACUUUCUCAACGACAAGAAGUCCUUUGUGCACGGCGUCACUGUCAAGAACAGGAUGAUCCGCCUGCAUCCCGACGGCACCGUGCUUUAUGGACUCAGGUAAGCCGCUUAAAACUGCCCCCUCUUG